CCUGCAAAAAUAUGUGAGAAAAAAAAAAACUAAAUCAAUUCGAGUGAAAAAUUCGAGUUGAAAAAGAAAAAUCAAACAAAAUAAUUACGUGAAAAGUAAAAAAGAAAAUCAUUGGAAAAACAAAAGAAAACAGUACCAGAAAAACAAACAAACAAGUGCAAAAAAAGUAAAAAGAAAAUAAAUAAAAACACAAAUCCUCUUAACAGAAAGAAAACGAUGGAAAAUAAAACCAACAUGACAAAGGUGACCAGAAAGUGAGUGAAUCUUAACGGAAAGGUCACAUCUCUCUCUCUCUCUCUCUCUCUCUCUCUCUCUCUCUCUCUCUCUCUCUCUCUCUCUCUCUCUCUCUCUCUCUCUCUCUCUCUCUCUCUCUCUCUCUCGCUAAGGUCAAUGAGGAGUCCGUUUGGCAAGAUGAUCUCACCUCCAUCACAGAGAGGGAGGGUCAGAUGGCCUUGUCAAGUCUUCCUUCUACUAAUCCUGGUGGUGGCGGCGGCGGGGGACGAGCAAGAGUAUAGACUGACGCGGUACCUAAUGGCCAACUAUGAUCCCUCCGUCAGGCCUGCCAGGAACUCCUCCCAGGCGCUCUCCGUGGUGUUCGGCGUGUCCCUGCACAGCAUCAUUGACGUGGAAGAAAAAAACCAGAUCCUCACCACGAACUGUUGGCUGACACAGGUGUGGAGUGACGCGCAUCUCACCUGGAACGCCUCAGACUUCGGGGACAUCCAGGUGAUCCGUGUGCCCUUCCAGCGAGUGUGGAAACCCGACAUCAUCCUUUACAACAACGCGGACGCCCAGUACUCUGCCGCCACCAUCAACACUAACGUGAUCGUCACCUCGAGCGGGGAGGUGACGUGGCUGUCUCAUGGCAUCUACAGGUCGUCUUGUGAUAUGAACGUUGAGUUUUUCCCCUUCGAUGUUCAAUCCUGCAAGAUGAUGUGGGCGUCCUGGACCUACGAUGGGUACCAACUGGACCUCAUAAAGCAGAUGGACACCGGGGACAUGUCCAACUAUCAGUCCAACGGGGAGUUUGACUUGGUGGCGUUCACUGCAGCCAAGAACAUCACCUACUAUUCGUGUUGCCCGGAGCCUUACCCUGACAUCACCUUCACCAUCAAGCUCAGGAGGCGCCCAAUGUUCUACGUGUUCAACCUCAUCCUGCCCUGCGUGCUUAUCAAUGGCAUAGCCCUGCUAGUGUUCUACGUGCCCAGCGAAUCCGGAGAGAAGGUCACACUGGGUAUCUCCGCGCUGCUCUCCAUGACCGUGUUCCUCAUGACCAUCCGAGAGUCCCUGCCGCCCACUGAGAAGACCCCGCUCAUCAGUCUGUACUACGGCGUCACCAUCUGUCUAGUGAGUCUGGCGUCCGGGAUGUCGGUGUUGACCCUCAAUAUCCACCACCGCGGCGUGAGAGGGACGGAGGUGCCCAGGUUUAUCAAGAAAAUGAUCCUAGGAGGCCUGGCUCGCUUCCUCUUCCUCCACUUCCACCCGCCCGAAGCUGCCCCGCCUCCGUCCCAAGAGGAGAAGGAGAAAAGUAUCCACCUGAAUGAUCUUCGCCCGGAGCUCGGCGUGCGGCUGGACUCCCUUAGCGCCGAGAAAUUCCACGUGACCGAAGUGGACAACGUGGACCUGUUCAACGUGUCGCCUAGAUUCAACCCACGCCGCCACGCCCCCCACGGCUACGAGUGCACCGCCCCCACGCCCACGCCCACGGCUGCUCAGAAUUCAGACUUCGAGCAACAGUUCCUGCGAGUUCUAAACAAAGUGUACCAGACGAUAGAGAAGAAUGAGAUGAGACUCGCGGAGCAGGACAGGAGAGAGGCAACGAGAGUGGAAUGGCAACAGGUAGCGCUAGUGUUUGACAGGUUCCUCCUCGCCUGCUUCCUGCUCUCCACAGUCAUCGCAACCACCACCAUCCUCUUCUCCUCCCCUCAUGGUCCCUGACGCCCCCCAGCCACCGCCCCUCAGAGCCCCCGUC
Portunus trituberculatus (swimming crab) is the source of this 1972-nucleotide messenger RNA. RefSeq names its product neuronal acetylcholine receptor subunit alpha-10-like. The record is from RefSeq and is a predicted model, not a curated record. NCBI's taxonomy places the organism in Eukaryota, Metazoa, Arthropoda, Malacostraca, Decapoda, Portunidae. Gene Ontology annotation, cellular component: postsynaptic membrane; synapse; neuron projection. Gene Ontology annotation, biological process: signal transduction; chemical synaptic transmission; regulation of membrane potential. Gene Ontology annotation, molecular function: acetylcholine-gated monoatomic cation-selective channel activity; transmembrane signaling receptor activity. The transcript has 11 exons. Bases 391 to 1938 code for a protein of 515 amino acids.